Molecule: messenger RNA, 1875 nt
Organism: Mus caroli (Ryukyu mouse)
Lineage: Eukaryota; Metazoa; Chordata; Mammalia; Rodentia; Muridae
Gene: Ska2
Product: spindle and kinetochore associated complex subunit 2
Biological process (GO): cell division; mitotic cell cycle; chromosome segregation
Cellular component (GO): outer kinetochore; spindle microtubule
Molecular function (GO): microtubule binding
Source: RefSeq, a predicted model, not a curated record
GGCUUACAGCUUAAGCGCCUCCGCGGUCUGAGGAAUGUCAACUAUUCAAUAUGGAGGCGGAGGUCGAUAAGCUGGAACUGAUGUUCCAGAAAGCUGAUUCUGAUUUGGAUUACCUUCAAUAUAGGCUGGAAUAUGAGGUCAAGAGUAAUCACCCACAUUCAGCAGGAGAGAAAAAUGCAGUUACAGUUUUAAAGGAAUUAUCAGCAAUAAAGUCUCGCUAUCAAGCUUUAUGUGCACGCUUUAAGGCAGUUUCUGUCGAGCAAAAGGAGAACAAGAGCUGCAUUUGUGCUACUUUGAACAAAACAAUGACCAUGAUACAAGAACUACAACAGCAAACAAACCUGGAGCUAACUCUACUGACUGAAGAAGAGAAAGCUGCGAUAGAGCCAUUAAAGUCUCACGUGCCGGACUGAUAAAAAAGAAUGUUAAAGAGGAAUGCUGGUGGAGAGAAGACUAACUCUACAGAUUGGGCAAGAUGUCUAGAGGCUGGGGCUGAUGAGGAAGCCUGACAUUUUCCUUGACUGAGAGGAUCGUGAUGCAUUUCAUAUGAGGAAAUUGUAAGAAGCGUAGAUGUCCUGCGACUGAAAACCAAAAGGAUGGGGUGGAAAUAAAACAAUGUAAAUACUGAUACCCAGCAUCAUUUGGUCCUUUUAGGCAAUGAAAUCCCUUAGUACUAAUUUUUUUUUAAUUUUCUAUUUUCUUUUUGCAUAGUGUUGGCAUAAUUUUAGAUGUUUUGCGAUUUUGUAAAAUAAUAUUUAUGUACAUUUUGUUCAGGAUGUAAAUGGGCAAAAUACUUGUAUAAAUAUUCAGGUGUUGUUUGCUCUUUUGAGACAAGGUUUCACUAUGUAGCUCUGGCUGGCCCUGGAGCUCACUAUGUAGACCAGACCAGCUCUGAAUCCUAGAGAUGCCUGCCUUUACUAUCACGCUGGGCAUUGUCUGUCUGUCUGUCUGUCUGUCUGUGACAAGGUCUUCCAUAUCCCAGGCUGGCCUCAGAUUUGGUGUCAAUAGGGAUAAUAUUUGACAUUGGUACCUCCUGAGUGCUGGGACUCCCAGUGUGCAGAAGCAGGUCUGGUUUGUAUAGUACCAGCUAGCACGGCUCAGCUGAGCCACAUCCCAACCCUGUAUUUUUUUUCUUUAAUGUACAUUACAGUUAAUAACACACUUACUUGUAUGUAUAUACUGUCCAGUUUUCCCAAAAAAUCUAACAAAUUAAUAGGAUGUUUUGUGAGAACUUUAAUUUUUUUUUCCUUCUUCCCAUUGCUUGCUAGUAAUAAAACAUCAUGAGCUUGUUUUCAAAUGCUGUUUUAGACUUUCUAUUGGUGUUAGAAUAAUAUGUUAUCUUUCAGUGUAGUUUUGUAGUUGUUUAUUCUAUAUGAAUGACAGACUAAAAUCACUGACACAUCUGCUAUUAUUAUCCAGUGUGUGUGUGUGUGUAAAUCAGUUUCACUAUUUUUUGUGGUUCUGGGCUUGAAUCUAGGGUGACACAUGCAUGCUUAGGAUAUAAUCUACCACUGAGUUAUGUCCCUACAAUUUUCUUAUUUAUUUAUUUAUUUAUCUAUUUAUCUAUCUAUCUAUCUAUUUAUUUAUUGAAACAGAGUCCUUCUAUGGUUCAGGUUUGUCUAGGUACCUUGGUGACCUGCCUGCUUCAGCCCUUUAGUGUUGUGAUUACAGGGAGGAGAAACUGUGCCCAUCUGUUUGUUUUUGUUUUGAGACAGGACUUUACUAUGAACCCCAGGCUGGUCUGGACCGAUGUAGAUCAGGCUGGCCUAGAACUCAGAUCACUUGCUUCUGCUCUGGGUGCUAGAAACAAAGCUGGUCCUGUUUUCUCUUUAAAGAUUUAUUUUAGCCAGGCAGUGGUGGCGCAUGCCUUUAAUC